Aspergillus bombycis is the source of this 2562-nucleotide messenger RNA. RefSeq lists its product as uncharacterized. The coding region runs from base 1 to 2562 and encodes 853 amino acids. NCBI's taxonomy places the organism in Eukaryota, Fungi, Ascomycota, Eurotiomycetes, Eurotiales, Aspergillaceae. The transcript is spliced from 4 exons. The record is from RefSeq and is a predicted model, not a curated record.
AUGCUAGCCACAGUAUAUGCGCUCACAUUCCAGGCCCACUACAUGGCAGACGGGCUAGUCGAUUUCGCCAUCAUGGUCCGAGGCUGCAGCAUCAUAACACGGCGGAUCCUGAACAAAUACAAAGGAAGCGAGAUGUUCAAAUUGCUCACAGACGAUGCCAUCAUUACUAACACUCUACCGCGAAUCCCUCCCACGCCAUACGCCGACGCUGAGAAUCUCAAUACAUCAGUCGAGACCAUACAAAGCAUCGAGCCAUUGUUAUCGUGUGAAAGCCACCGCAACGCCUACAGGGCAUUGUUCAAUACGUACGAUUCAUUGAAGCGCUCGGCGCGCGAUGGCUUCGUCGCUUUCACGGAGUUCUAUGAUGACUGGGGGCGAAUGAGUAAUCGGGAGUUUAUGGAAUUCCUGGAUCCGGGGAAUUAUGUCUCGCGUCUUCUGUUUUUGCAUUUUGUGGUCGCUUCCAUUAUGUUGCGGCCCGUGUUUCGGAUACUGAAGGAACCAAGGCUGUUGAUGUUUCCGAAGGAGGAAUUACCGCUACUGCAGAGGGGUCUUGAUAUCUAUGAGUGCUUGCCUUCUGAGCUGCAGCACCAACCCGGCAAUCAGCACCCCAACACCAAUAUCCUUCUCCUGGCCCUCCCAAUCAUUCGACGAAGCAAUCCCGCUGCCAGCUGCCUGAGUCAGAAAACUAAUAACGUCCGACGUAACAAAGACCCGGGGUAUCCAAGACGGCGAGAUCCUCCCGAACAGCAGUACCGGCUCCUUCGUCUCGGUGUUCGGGCUGGGGGCGGCACGACCACCGGACCGGAUCAAUCGGCCGAUGAGGAUGUAGAGGCUGGCGCAGACGAGGACGGGGGCCACCACGAUGAGGGUUGCGGAGGUGGCGUAGAGGCCGAUGUUGUCGGGUUGUUUUACGCUGGCGGCUCGGAUGGCGUAGGCGGCUACUUCUGUGGCGGCGCCAUGGCGAUGGGGAUGAAAUACAACUCGACCAUCUUCGCCAUUACCUCGGCCAACUCCUACCGAGUAUUCAUUGGACCAGAGGGCUUUGACAAACUGGAUGUACAAAAUAUCACCUCCCACGAUGGAGACACUGCCAACGACGUCUUACUCCGGCUGCAUGCCGAAGCGCAGAAUGGGACCCUUCAACGCCUCGAUAUGUCUCAGUGCAUUAAUGCAUAUGCGACGGACUUCCAGACCACCUAUGGGAGUCUGAUACUUGUGACCAAUGAUACCGAUCAAGCAGGCCAGUACCAGUCAGUCCAACAGCAGGCCACCUUUCUGCCGGUGGAGAAUCUCGCAGCUCAAGCUUCAGACCCGUAUAAGUGGAUUUGUUCAUCACAAAAACAGGCAAAAUAUAGGACUUGUAGUCAACUUCUUCCAGACGUGAAGGACCAAGUUUCCGAGAAUAAUUGGUACGUGUACGGCUACCGAGUCAGAUACUGUCUUGCGGAGCGCCCACCGCAACGCUGCAAGCUAGAAUACAGCCUCCCAUUAGCGAUUAUCGUGGUUGCAUUCAACCUGGUGAAGGCAAUCAUCAUUGGAUAUACAGCUAUAAGUGCGACGACGAAGCCUAUAUUGACAACAGGAGAUGCAGUCGCAUCUUUCAUGCAGAGACCCGACGAGUUUACACGGGGCCAAUGUCUCCUCACUGCGGAAUCCGUGAAAAGGCGGCCCUACCGACCGAGUUACAAGUCGUCGACCUUCAAUAGCACGCCAAAGAGAUGGCACACAGCAGUCUCAGGCAAGCGUUACCUGCUUGGACUUGUCUCGUAUACCGUCGCCAUCGUCACCGUCAUCUCCCUUUGUGCAUUCGGAGUUUCGAGUAUCAGGGAUAAAUCGACCACCUGGACGAUGGGCCUCGGUGCCGUCAACGCCCAGACCCUAAUCACAGGGACCGGAUGGGUAACCUCACUCAUAUCCAACGCCCUUAUCGCAAACACCCCCCAACUGCUCUUCUCGAUGAUCUACUUCACCUUCAACGCCAUCUUCACCGCCAUGACCCUUGCAGCGGAAUGGAGCCGAUAUGCCAACCACCGCAAGGGUCUGCGUGUCUCCGGUACCCCCGAAAACGCCCAACGCAGCAGCUACUUCCUCUCCCUCCCCUACCGCUUCGCGGUCCCGGCGUUGACCUUCUCCGCCAUUCUCCACUGGCUCAUCUCGCAGAGUCUGUUCCUGGUCGGGAUUGAGUCGUACACCGAGGACUUACAACGGAACCCCACGCGGGACGUUAUUACGUGCGGCUACUCUCCUCCAGCUAUGGUGAGCGCGAUCGUUGUGGGGGUGGUGAUGAUGGCCUGGCUGGUCGGGUUCAGUUUCCGGCGGUUGGAAUCCGGGAUGCCCGUGGCGGGGAGUUGUAGCCUGGCUAUUGCGGCAGCUUGCCAUCCUACGUUGAGUCUUAAGGGGAGUGCGUAUGUGGAGGAGGAGGAGGAGGAGGAGGGGAAGUUGGGAGCGGAGCAGAUGAGAGUGCAGUGGGGGGUUACCUCUGUCGAUGCGGACGGGGAGGGACAUUGUAGUUUCUCGAGCGGGGAGGUGGGAGUACCAGAGGAUGGGAAAAUCUACCGGUGA